Molecule: messenger RNA, 1635 nt
Organism: Gymnodraco acuticeps
Lineage: Eukaryota; Metazoa; Chordata; Actinopteri; Perciformes; Bathydraconidae
Product: protein LEG1 homolog
Exons: 12
Coding region: 1-1470 (489 amino acids)
Source: RefSeq, a predicted model, not a curated record
AUGUACAAGCCAUCCUCAUCCCCCGCUUCAGGCACAGAUACUAUUUCAGUCACUUCGAAAAGCAGCAGUGAAAACAGUGGCACUCUGAAACGCUUCAGAAAAGAGGAGUCUUUGCAGGGUCCACAAGCCAAAAAUCUGAUAAAACAGGUUCUGCUGACCAAACCAGGAGGAAGUGAUGUGCUGAAGGAGGAAAAAGGAACAAUUAGUCCUGCCACAAGAAAAGUGAUGGUGAACAUUCUAGUUGCAGACAUGGUGCAGAGUGAGGGGAGAAUCCCUCAGCGACUGACCAAAGAGAAGUAUGCACUGGGGAUUGUUACCCUGUUUCCCUCGCUCAAAGAUCCACAUGGGAAGACAGGAUAUUGUCAGUCCAGGGUACCCUCUCCCAGAUCCUUAGUCAUGCUGCGUCCCGCUAUCCUCGGACUCCUCCUGGCAUGUGCUGUGUCUCUUAGCAGCUCUGCCGUAAUUCUAGAGAAUGGCAUGCCCGUCCUUUGGGUCCACACGGCUGGCCAGUUGUCCGACCUGCCGGUACAGAAUGACAUCCUGAAUCCCGACCCAUGGCACUUCCUUCACCGUAUGAGUCUUUACCGACUGAUGAUAGCUGCCACAGACCCGUUUAUGGGAUCCAUGGGGACAAAUGCCACAGACAGUCCAAUCUGGGGACUUCCACUGCAACUUGGAUGGAUGCUAACCUCAGGGCGUCUUGCUGACCCAACCGGUGUUUCAACCUGCGGCCUGCAAACAGGAGAUACUAUGUGCAUUUCUACUGAGAGCUGGUGGAGCUGUGUUAACUACUUUGUCUCUGCACUGCCCUUCCUGUCUGCCGCACAGCAGGGCUUCAUGGGAGACGGACUUCAGGUCCAGAUGCAGGUACCUGAAGGUGUACUGGACUAUUGCACCACAUAUGCUGAUUGUUUGAGUCGCUACCCUGACGCCAUGGGUAAAUGGGAUGCCUUUUUCCAGGGUCUCAAGGCUGCAACUGACUCCCCUCUCCCUGAAAAUGAGAAGAAAGACUCCCUCCUCGGCCUCUACUGGGAAGCACAAAUGGCUUCAACUUAUGCCUCUGCUGCAUGCAAUGCCAGACAGAGCCACUUCUCCGCUGUAGAGUUGGCGUUUGCUAAGAACUGGCUAAACUUAGCCGAAUACGUUUCUGCAGCACAUUUCCAAUCCAACUUGGCAAACUCUGCAAUGUUCAUAACCCCUCUUCCAAGUCGUAUUUUAAAGGAGCAUGACCAAGCGCCUAACAUAGCCGAUCUGAGUACGGAGGAAAACCAUUCACUUUCUACCUUCUCCUGGAUGUCCACAGCCAACACUCUACUGGGUGGGAGAAUGGUGACUAUGUGGAGAGCUGCCAUGUGUUCAGUGACCACAAGAGAAAAAGGCAGAGAGAUGCUCGGGCAGCUCUUACUGGAUCCCACAUUCGCUACAACCACUUUCCUUUCAAUAUUCACAGGAAUGGCUACGAGCUGCUAAGAUACAGAGAGAAAUCAACUCGAAUGAAUAAGUCAUAAUCACUUUUUCCAUCUGAAAGUUAAAGAAUCUGUUUUGAUUUGUUAUAUUUUUGUUCUUGUGAAUAUGUGUUCCACAAUAAAGCCUCAUGAUGCAUUGGUAUAAUAAAUAAACUAGUGUGCAGUUGUA